This is a messenger RNA of Camellia sinensis, 1262 nucleotides long. The record is from RefSeq and is a predicted model, not a curated record. Lineage: Eukaryota; Viridiplantae; Streptophyta; Magnoliopsida; Ericales; Theaceae.
AAUUAACAACAGAAGAAAAAAAUUGAAUUCACAUUUUGCAUGCAAUGAAAGAGAGCUCAAAAACAGAGGAACAAGACGCUUGGCUUGCUGGUGCAACCAUCUUUCACCAAUUAUUGCUCUUUCUCUUCACUUUACCAAGAAAAACAGAGAGAAAGUGAGAGAGAAAAUCCAAAACCCUCCCUUAAAAAAACCAAAACAAAACAAAAACAGUUUGUAUCUAUCUAUCUAUCCACGUGCCUAUAUAGAGAGAGAAAGGGGUGAGUUGUAGAGAGAGAGAGAGAGAGAGAGGUGGGGGAUGAGGGAGAAAAGGCUGUGUUUAUGGUGGUGUUUAUCAUCAUCUUCUUUAAAGCUUUUUGGGCUGAUUGUUCCAUUGAUUUUGGUUUCUGGGUUUGUGGGUUUAGUGGGUCCGAAGAACUCCAAUUGGGUAUUUGAUUCGAACAAGUUGUAUCCAUGGGCAUGGAGUUCUGUGAUUCCGUCAUCAUCAUCAUCUUCUUCUGCAAUGUUUGUAGGACUAAAAUCAAACUCAGCUAGAGAUUCAGUUUCAGCAAAGGAGGAGCAUUUAGAUGCAGUAUCAUCAUCAGAUGAGUCCAUUCUUUAUCGCUCUUCUCCUCCACCACUUCCUAUUAAUCCCAUUCACAAAACCCAACCACCUGUUCAGAAGAAUGAAGCGAGCUUGAAUACUUCCACCAUAAGUGCACCUCAAAUUGCUCCUUCCACAAAUGAGUCUCACACUAUUCCCCCGAAGGUGGAACCGAAACGAAAGCCUAGCAAUUUAAAUAAACUAGAAGCCAGUCUCGGACGAGUUCGUGCUGCAAUAAGAGAAGCGAGAAAUAAUGGAAAUCAAACACACGAUCCUGAGUAUGUUCCCGGAGGUCCAAUGUAUUGGAAUGCCAACGCCUUUCACAGGAGCUACAUGGAAAUGGAAAAACAAUUCAAAGUAUUUGUCUAUGAAGAAGGAGAGCCCCCAAUUUUUCAUAACGGUCCAUGCAAGAGCAUAUACGCGAUGGAGGGAAAUUUUAUUUACCGCAUGGAGGUUAGCAAGUUCCGCACAAGAGAUCCUAACAAAGCCCAUGUCUUUUUUUUACCAUUCAGUGUGACAUCUAUGGUUCGCUUCAUUUAUGUGCGUGAGUCCCAUGAAUGGGCUCCGAUGAAACAAACAGUCAACGAUUAUGUCAAUCUCAUUGCGCGGAAAUACCACUAUUGGAAUCGAAGCCUUGGGGCCGAUCAUUUCAUGCUUGUUUGCCAUGAUUGGGUAAGGAAUC